Cylicostephanus goldi is the source of this 621-nucleotide messenger RNA. NCBI's taxonomy places the organism in Eukaryota, Metazoa, Nematoda, Chromadorea, Rhabditida, Strongylidae. The record is from the annotation of a GenBank genome assembly.
GAGGCCCUUAUUGGUGGACAAGUACUGACCAUGCUGCAUCGUGCACGAGAAGGAGCUAUCAUUGCCAAGGAUAUUCGUGAUCUCACCGAAAUAUUCGAGGUUGCCUGGAAAAUGUUUGCUAACAGGGUAGGCAUGUGGGUUGAACAGGGGCUGGUGGACGACUGUGAAUUAGAGUUCAUGAUUUGGCCUACUGAAGCGCUGAAUUCAUCAUAUGUGCAGAAAAUAGUCACUUCGUCCACGAUACGACUUGAUUCGAAGGACUAUGUUCUUAUAGAGGAUCUCUGUCCUUCUUUUCUAAUGCGACUUCUGCCAUCGAUAGCAAAGUGUGGAAACUAUAUUUAUAUGAUGGAAAAGACCAGAAUAAGAGAUCCCCUAUCGUUGAAUUGGGGAAAGCUUGAUGUUGUUGGUCUACAAAGAAAGGUGAAAGAGAUAGAGAAGACGAAGUCAGCGUUAGUGUUGAAGCAGCUCCGCACCGCCAUUCCGUUUGAUAAUUCUGUCAGGGACACCAUGGCAUUGCUGCUGAAGUGCAGAGACCUUGAUGGCUUGAUAAGAUCAAAGGAAUCGAUUCUCUUCAAACCCAUCGAAGAAGUUUCCAAGUUUGUUUGCAAAUUCUUUGGUUGA